UCGCGUUUUAUUCAUCAGUUUAAACUGAGGUCAGUCCGUCUGGAAACUGUGAGGCGAAUCUUAUGGAUCGAGUUCAUGGAGAUAAACGCGACGCUUGAACAUCAUUCCUGAGAGUUUAAAGUCCAUAUACGCCCGUUGAAGACGUGUUUUAAUCGGGGCUCCAGCAAAAUGAGACUUCGCUCGAGAAAUAUUUUAAACGAAAACCCGACGACACCGUGCCGCCGCCGUCGAGCCGCUCCGGAGACACCGGGACCGCAGACCCAGGAUGAAGUUAAAGUUCUUCAAGAGUGCUUGAAUCUGGACCCUGAUGAUGUCCCAACAGUAGCCAAACGUCCACGGAGAAGGAGAAAAGCUUUAUCAGCUGUUGACAAUAAAGAGUCAGAUUUCAAGACCCCAGUCCGUCACCUCCGGGAAAGGCAUUCGGCAUUGAAUCCUGCUGCUCGAAGCCUCUACUCUCCUUCAGUGCACUUUCUCACACCCCCACGAGACAGAGAGCAGCCAAACACGAGUCCCAUGUUCAGCCCUGAACACUGUGUGUUCGGCUACAGUGCUGCCAGCCCUCUUUCAGAGGAUGAAGAGAAUGAAGAAGUGUUCAGCCCUUUUACGUUUAUUAAGAACAUUCCGAAUCGUUCACAACAGUCCAGGCCUGUCUCAGCAGUGCGGGACAUUCCACCAAAGACGAGGAGCACACCUGCUGCUACCCUGGUGCUCGAUUUGGAUGAAACCCUUGUGUUCAGUUCACUCAAUGUGAUUGAUGAUGCAGAAUACACCUUCAAUACUCGCUUUCAAGAUCACAAGUACAAGGUUUACGUGAUCCUCAGGCCAUAUGUCAAAGAGUUUCUACAAGCCAUGACCAAACAUUUCGAGAUGUUUGUUUACACCUCUGCAAAAAAGGAAUACGCAGAGAAGAUUGUAGAUAUAUUGGACCCUAAUAAAAAGCUCUUUAGGCAUCGUUUGUAUCAGGACGAUUGUGCCUGUGUGCUUGGACACUACAUUAAAGACUUGACCAUUCUGGAGAGAGACCUGUCGAAGACGGUCAUCCUGGACAAUGCCCCACACACCUUCCCAUACCACCUGAUGAAUAUGAUUCCCAUAAAAAGCUGGAUUGGAAAUCAAGAGGACCGUGAGCUGCAAAAGCUCGUUCCGUACAUGGAGAAACUAGUGCAUGCGGAUGACAUCAGAAGUGUUUUAAAGAAGAGGACCGAUCACUUCCACAGGCUGCUUUCUGAAGACUGAUCCCUGUAUUAAAUGUAAAUAAAUGUAAAGCCAUGCUUGUAAAUGCCAGUCAAAUUCCCACGCUCCAUACUGCAUGCAAGGCCAAAUGUGUAGUAUGAUUUUAUACUCUGGUCUAAUAAUAGUGCUCAUAUGAUAGAGAACAGUCUUGUAAUCCUCCUGGUCAGCUGGUGUUCUGACUUCUUCUGAAGAAUAGGGCUGGAUUCUCCUACCUUUAAUUAUAUUUAUUGAUAAACCUUGAGGGAUUUGUACAGGUUUGUGCCAUUGGAAGAAUGCUUUCACACUUUAAUCUGUAAAUCUGUAAUCUGUAAUCAAUUUCAAUAUGUAUUGUACUCAGAAUUUUUAAAGAAUGCUUCGGCCAGUUUUCAGUAACCAAUAAAGUAAGAAGAAAAA
Molecule: messenger RNA, 1626 nt
Organism: Cyprinus carpio (common carp)
Lineage: Eukaryota; Metazoa; Chordata; Actinopteri; Cypriniformes; Cyprinidae
Product: CTD small phosphatase-like protein 2
Molecular function (GO): phosphoprotein phosphatase activity
Source: RefSeq, a predicted model, not a curated record